This is a messenger RNA of Neoarius graeffei (lesser salmon catfish), 5753 nucleotides long. It is a transcript of the gene ankrd50l, whose product is annotated as ankyrin repeat domain 50-like. The transcript has 6 exons. The record is from RefSeq and is a predicted model, not a curated record. The coding region runs from base 781 to 5070 and encodes 1429 amino acids. Lineage: Eukaryota; Metazoa; Chordata; Actinopteri; Siluriformes; Ariidae. Gene Ontology annotation, molecular function: protein binding.
GUCUGUCGUUGGAUGCCGUGACUGCACGCGGAAGCUCGAGUGUCGGUGGUGUGAUGAACGCGUGGGAAACUUUGGAGGACGGAUUUACAGGUUCAUAAUGCGCUUUGACCUGCUGCGGAAAAUAAGCUGCUGGAGUUAAACAUGCACACAACAAUCCUGGGACUGGCAGAAGCAGAACAGGACACGGACCGAAACCCAGGCGAGACCGGAGACCGCCAGCGAGUCCUCGCGGCGCACAGUGAUGACGGAACUGAAGGGGAGGAGAUAAAGGAGAACAAGAAAAACUGGUGAGCAGCUGUGAAGCAGAGAGAGGGUGUGAAAGAAGGAGAAGAAUCCAGUCCUGUCAGCAUUAUCCCAGAGACCUGUUUGGAGGAAAGAAGGAGACUGACCUGGCGGAAAUCUGUGAAAAAGAUUUUUUUUUGGAAAAAAAAAAGAAAUUGGAAGCUGCUAGGAGCACGUUAAAAAGGAAGGGAAAACGGAUGCAUAGAUCACUAUCGGAGAUCUGAGGAUCAUGACAAACUGAUUCCUAACUAAAGCAGAAUUCCGAUGCACCUGCAGCCAGACACCACCUGAAGACACAUUUUCAAAUCUUCAUUCCUGGAAGAAAUUUCACUAUAUGAGUUCAACACAAUUCAGCACUGCGUGAUUGUUGAUGCAAAUUACAGAAAGAUGAGCUGAGAUAUGUUUGGAUUAUUUUCCUUUGGACUAUCCAUUGUGCAACUUGUGCUGUAGUAUGGAGAAAGGUCAAUCCACAGGCUUGACUCCUUUUUUCUGGGCCAGAUGAGGGGCUGCAGCCCAAGCUUGCUGCAGGGCCGGCGGUUCCACUGUCGGGAAUGGGCCCUGGAGAAGGUGAAGAGAUACCUGGAGGCAAGAAAUCAGGACAAAGGGGUGCAGGACUCAUCCCAUCCCCAUUCAGGUGUCCUGGUGAUAGGUGGGCCUGGUUCAGGUAAGACAGCCUUCUGCACAGAGCUGGUGUGGCCCCAGUCAGAACCAGGGAGGGCAUCUGGACUGGCAUCACGGUGUCUGGCUUGGCACUAUUGUCAAUGGGAAGAUGCAGACAGCCUAGAGGUUUGGAGGUUUGUGCUGGGUCUAGUAGAGCAGCUGCGUACAAGUCCUCUAUUGGCACCAAACUAUGGCAACCUGUUGGCCAACCCUGCUAUUGCUGCCAGCCUGGAGCCUCUUCACUGUCAACGUGACCCAGAUGACACAUUUAAACGGGCAGUUUCGGAGACCCUGCUCUCUUUACCUUCUCCAUCUCAGAGUGUUUACAUAGUGGUCGAUUCUCUGGAUUCUGGCUCUGGUGGGACUGCUGGUGUUGGUGAAGGCCUGACAACAGGGUCUGUGGGUACUCGGAGUACUUCAAUAGCGGAGCUCCUGCACAGGCAUCACCAGUACUUGCCACCCUGGAUUCUCCUGGUCUCUUCUGCCCGCAAACAGAAUAAGGCUGUGUGCAGGAUGUUCUCAGGGUUUCGAAAGCUAUGUCUAGAUGACUUGCGGAAACCUCUGGCUGUACAAGAUGUUCAGCAUUAUAUUCUGCGGAGGCUUGAUCAGGAGGGGACACUGCGGCGGCAGCUUACACCAGAGACAGCUGACAUGCUUAACUUGCUGCAUAUCAAGAGUGGUGGCUGCUUUCUCUACCUUGAGCGAGUGCUGGAUGGUGUAGCAAGUGGUUUAGUAGGGCUCAGAGAAAUCCGGGACAUUCCAGGAACAUUAAAUGGCCUUUACCUCUGGCUCUGUCAGCGGCUUUUCCCCCAUAAACUCUUUGUCCAUGUUAGACCCUUACUCAACAUUAUUCUGGCCUCUCCACGACCCCUAAAUCUUGAGGAACUCUUCACUGCUGCACGAACUAGGGAUGCUUGCCUGGUACAUGAGGACUUUCAGUCACAAAUGCGUGCUUUGACAACACUGAUGGUAGAUGGGCCAGGAGGGAGUAAGCUAUUGUUCCAUGGUAGUUUUGCAGAAUGGUUAACUGAUGUGAAGUACUGCACACAGAAGUUUCUGUGCAGUACUAAAGAUGGUCAUCUUUCACUUGCCAUGUCCCUGUCAUUGAAAUCUCAAAGCCUUUGCAUAGAAGAGGUAUGCCAAAUGGGCCAUCACCUCCUCAGCAGUGGAAUACAUUCAGGUGAGCCAGCACUGCUGGCACUAUGGAUGGUUUGGACUGGAGUUCCCACUCUUGGCAGUGGUGGGAUGGGCGCUUCUGCUACUGUCUCUCAACAGUCCUUUUCCAUGCAAACACCUGUACUGGUUAAGCAAGAUGUGCUACAGCUUCUGAUGAAAAGUGGUGUGUACCCUCCCACCUGUUCCCCAGAAAAUGGUUCCAGUGUUGGUGUACACUGUGUGGGUAAAGGGAGAACAAUAGUGAGAAGGGGUCUGCAAAGAGAGGACUCUAUACGAGCACUUUUGGAUAGUGGGGUUAAUGUCAACAGGACAGACCCAUCAGAUGGACGAACUUUGCUUGCUACUGCAGCCCAUGCAGGGCUUGUAGAUAUAACUGCACUACUGUUGUGUCAUGGAGCAGACCCUUGUCUAAGUGACAACCAGGGACAGACACCAUUAACGCUUGCAGCCAGGCAGGGCCAUGUGGGUGUACUUCAGAUUAUGCUGGACUGGAUUCGGGAUCAAGGGUGUGACACUGUUCGAAGAUUGUUGGAGCAUGCAGACAGUGAAGGAUGGACUGCUCUGAGAUCAGCCUCAUGGGGUGGUCAUAAAGAAGCAGUGAAGAUGCUCCUAGACGCAGGAGCAGAGGUAGAUGGGUGUGAUCCGGACGGUCGUACUGCCUUACGAGCUGCUGCCUGGGGGGGUCAUGAGGAGAUCUUGCUGACUCUUCUUAGCCAUGGUGCUAAAGUUGAUAGCAUGGACCAUGAAGGCCGUACUCCACUCAUCGCUGCUGCCUACAUGGGGCAUAAGGAGGCAGUCGAGAUCUUGCUGGAUGCUAAUGCAGAAGUGGAUCUGGCAGAUGGGGAUGGACGUACUGCACUUUCAGUGGCUGCGCUGUGUGUGCCGUCAGCAGCAGGGGGGAGAGGACAUGAAGAAGUUGUGAGUCUCUUGCUGGAAAGGGGUGCUGAUCCAGAGCAUAAGGACAAAGAUGGGAUGACACCUUUACUCCUUGCCUCCUAUGAAGGACAUGAGGAAGUGGUAGAGCUCCUCCUGGAGGCUGGGGCUGAUGUGGAUGAGAGUGCUGGAACCUACCCCUCUGCUAUCACACCUCUCCUUGCAGCUGCAGCAAUGGGCCAUGCAGGCACAGUGAACCGCAUGCUAUUUUGGGGGGCAGCAGUAGAUGGUAUUGAUGGGGAAGGUCGAACAGCACUCUGCUUAGCUGCCGCUAAAGGCAGCGUAGAAGUUGUGCAAGCCCUGCUGGACCGGGGCCUGGAUGAAAAUCACAAAGAUGAUUUGGGCUGGACGCCACUGCACACAGCUGCCUGUGAGGGCCACAAGAGUAUUUGUUCUGUUCUCACAGAGCAAGGUAGUAUGGCUAGAGUUGGUGAACUAGAUAUGGAGGGCCGGACUCCACUCAUUCUGGCAGCACAGGAAGGCCACUGCAGUACAGUUAGACUCCUGCUUGACCGUAAAUCACCUAUUGAUCAUCGAGGGUAUGAUGGACACUCUGCCCUCAGUGCAGCUGCCCUGCAAGGGCACAGGGAGGUGAUAGAACUGCUCUUAAGACGAGGAGCUGACACCGAUGUUCGAGAUGCAGAAGGAAGACCUCUUCUGUACUUGCUAAUUUUGGAAGGCUGCUCGGAUAUAGCCACCUUGCUCAUAGAGAAAGGGGGUGUUCCACUAGAGUCAAGAGAUGCAGAGGGCCGUACAGCACUACAUGUAGCAGCUUGGCAAGGUGACCUAGAUGGGAUUGAGCUGUUGCUUAGACAUGGUGCAGAUCCUAAUGCACUGGACUCAGAUGGUCGACCACCACUGCACUCUGUGGCAUGGAGGGGGCACGUGGGUGCUGGCAGAUUGCUUUUCAGAGCUAGGGGCAUAAAUGUUGAUCUGGCUUGCAAAAAGCAAGGUGCCACAGCACUCAGUAUUGCUGCUCAGGAGGGACACACUGAAAUUGUGGCCAUGCUUUUGGAAAAUGGUGCUAAAGCAGACCUUGUGGAUCACUAUGGCCGCAGUCCAAUAAAAGUUGCAGGAAAGAGAGGCAAUUUCAGCAUUGUCCGCCUACUAGAGAGCUAUGGUGCAAAGCCAUUCCUUGGACUCCUGCCUUCAUUCUGUGAAACUCCAAGCUCCUCCCAUUCCUCUGUAAUGAAAACUCAGGUUUCCAUCUGUUCUGUAGAAGGAUCUAGAAAUGGUGGCCCAUCCACUCCCUCCACCUCAUCGAACUCUUUGUCAGCCUCUUGUUCACCUGCUUCUACAGCUGAGAGAUUCCAUUCAGUGCCUGGUUCUCAGACAUCUUCCUCCACAUGUCACUCUUUGGCCACAGUGCAGACUGUGCCUGCAGACACCUUAAGCUUUACACAGCAGAUUCAGCAGCAUUCACUACCCCGCUGUCGUAGUCGGCCAUCCACCUUGCCUCUACCUGACUCAAACCCUUCUAGCCUACAGAGAAGCACUUUAAGGAACAAACAGAAAGCAGUUUCCAAAGAUAACCCUACCCAUGCACAAUGCACCAUUCUUGGACUACAGAACUCAAAUGUGCCCCUUAAAGGACUUGGGUCUCUGGAAACUGCUGACUAUAUCUUGAAGCCCCAAACCCCUCACUUAAUUGAAAAUGAACUCGAAAACAGUCCUGUGAAAUUGGGAAGUUGCAAGUGGAACUCGGUAAUGGUGUCUCUUGGGUUGACACCAAACCAAGAAGGGGCCAUUAGACAGCCAAUAAAUAGAGACAGUCCACCUUUGGGCUAUCCCCCCCUUCAUCUUCAGUCCCAUACACAAAAAGAGAGCCGGGAUGGCUUUAAAAAAACAACAAUUUCCCCAGCUUUUGACCUUUCAGCCAUCUCGCCACAUGGUGCCUUACUAGAGGAAUCUGUGUUCAUCACAACUACAGACCCUCAGCUUAACCUCAAACAGGCCAUUAAAUUGCAGUUUGAGGGGCCAACCAGUGCAGUACUUUACAAGAGAGAAACACCACUCUAAGGUAACCUGUGAUAAUUAGGAGCUCGAGGAGGAGAGGGUGCCAUGGAGAAUUUCUGCAUGCAAGUCACUCAGGGUAGUGGAGAGCCAUAUUCAGAGAACUGAACAUGAGAUGAGGCCAGCCACACAAUAUCCUUUGACUUUCUUAAAAAUAUCAUGAGUUGGGGUAAAGAAGCAGCAAAGGAGAGGCUAAGAACUGAUGAACUUCAAAGGGCCAAUGCUGUGUACUUUCUGGAGAUUUUUAGGGCUAGUCACAAUGGACAACUGUUAGCUUCCCUUCACUCGAACACUCACACAAUCACAGGAAAUAUUUUUACAAAGAAACACAACAGGAGAAUAUGGUUGCAUACAGGAAAAUGUUAUGACGUGAUCAAAGAACACCAUGAAAAGAAACACAAGCUUAAUAUAUAUUUUAUUUGCACAGAUACAGCAGGGAGUUAUAUACUGGCUGUCAGGUGGCCCACAGAUCAAGGACCAUUGGUCCAGCAUCACAGGAUUCAUUUUUACAGAUCAUGAUGCAUCUGAUCAAGGAAGAAUGAAUCUACAUAAUUCUACUUAAAACAAAUUGAUGCAGAAGAUAAUAUAUUGGGAAAAUUCUCAGAAUAAAAGCAUGUGUUUUAUUUAUAUUUUCUCCUUCAAUGCUGGACUUAUGGGAUACCCUGUAUAAUAAAGCACCUUUUACUUCA